Molecule: messenger RNA, 1254 nt
Organism: Synchytrium microbalum
Lineage: Eukaryota; Fungi; Chytridiomycota; Chytridiomycetes; Synchytriales; Synchytriaceae
Exons: 7
Coding region: 1-1254 (417 amino acids)
Molecular function (GO): GTPase activity; nickel cation binding
Source: RefSeq, a predicted model, not a curated record
AUGAGUUCAAACGAUAAGCCAGCAGCAUCGGGAGAUGCAUCAGCUACACCUACAGCUCGAUUUGAGCGAGGAGCUGCACAGCCGACGCUUCCUCCUGGAUUUCAUACUCAUGAUGGUGUACAUUUCCACUCUGGGCAUGGAGCUAAUGCGCAAAUGUAUGUUCUUCAAAGUGACAGCGAAGGAGAAGAAGAUGAAGAAUAUGAAGAUGACGACGACUACGAAGAUGUUGAUGAAGAUGGCGAAGCUCCAUUCCAACACAGUCAUGACGGUGUACACUUUCACUCGUCUCACGCGCCACCUUCCAUGUCAUUUGGUGCUGGACGUGUACCUUUCAACAUGAUGGGUGGGUUUGCUCCGCCAAUGUCGCACGGACAUAGUCACGAAGAUCGCAACAGCCACGGUCAUAGUCACGGAGGUCCGCCAGCUCCCAAUGUCGAUUUCGCCAUUCAUCAGCCAUCAUAUGGACAACGAGGUGCUCCUCAAUCCAAUUUGCAUUCGCACGACGGGGUUUCAUUCCAUGCCUCUCACGGGGCUCCGUCCCAUGAAGCCGGUCAUCACCAAGAAGCUGGAAAUCAUGGACAUACUCAUGAACAGAUGGAUCAUCCGGGCUUGUACAACGACCGUGAUGCUGUUGUUUCGCGAGACUGGGAAGAACGUGCAUUCACUAUUGGUAUUGGAGGACCUGUCGGAUCGGGAAAGACGGCUCUCAUGUUGGCUCUUUGCAAACGAUUGCAUCCAGAGUACAAUAUCGCUGCAGUGACAAAUGAUAUUUUUACACAAGAAGACGCCGAGUUCCUGAUUAAGAACGACGCACUUCCUCAAGGUCGUAUUCGUGCUGUAGAAACCGGUGGCUGUCCUCAUGCUGCCAUCCGAGAAGAUAUCUCUGCCAACUUGGGUGCUCUAGAAGAAUUACAGGCACAAUACCAUACGCAAUUGUUAUUGAUUGAAUCUGGUGGUGAUAAUCUUGCUGCGAACUAUUCACUCAUUGACGUCUCUGGAGGUGACAAAGUGCCCAGAAAGGGAGGACCAGGAAUUACACAAUCAGAUUUGCUGGUCAUCAAUAAAACAGACUUGGCUGAAGCUGUUGGAGCUGACUUGUCGGUAAUGGAUCGUGACGCCAAGAAGAUGCGAGAUGAGGGACCCACCAUAUUUGCUCAAGUCAAACAUGGCAAGGGUGUGGAUGAGAUUGUUGAAAAGAUACUGGAAUCUUAUCGCAACUCAGGCGCUGCUGAUAUUAAAUUGACACCUCUAUGA